UGCGCUAAAGUUGAGUCUUGUGGCAGUUCACAUCACCGCCGCCAACACGUAGGGCAAAACGCUCUGCAAGUGUCUCCCUCCGUUACCUUUUGGGACUUAAAGACUUUCGUUGGACCUGCUUCAGACUGCUGUUACCAAAGACUUUAAUCCAAAAAUGGCUGCUCUUUCAGCCUGGUUCUGGAGUGAGAGGUUCUGGCUGCCGCACAACGUCACCUGGGCGGAUCUGUCGGAGCAGGCGCCCGGGGUGGAGUAUCCAAAGCCCGCACACUUGUUUACAGCUUUACCGCUAGCUUUGGGGCUCUUCGGCGUUAGGAUACUAUUUGAAAGGUUCAUUGCCAGUGCGUGUGCCCGGAGUCUCCACAUCCAGGCGGGCGUAGGACGGAGAGCCCAACCCAAUGCUGUCCUCGAGAAAGUGUUUACAUCCAUCACAAAGAACCCAGACACACGGCGCCUUGAUGGCCUUUCGAAGCAGCUGGACUGGGACGUGCGGAAAGUCCAGCGCUGGUUCCGACACCGCAGGAACCAGGACAAACCCAGCACGCACACCAAGUUCUGUGAGAGCAUGUGGAGGUUUACAUUUUAUUUGGGUAUAUUUAUAUAUGGAUUGCAGUUUCUAUGGCAGACUCCGUGGCUGUGGGACACAAGGCAAUGCUGGUACGGUUACCCCUAUCAGCCGCUGACCUCUGGGAUGUACUACUUUUACGUAACACAGCUGGCUUUCUACUGUUCACUCAUGUUUUCACAGUUCAUCGACAUAAAAAGAAAGGACUUCCUGGUCAUGUUCAUCCACCACUUGGCGACGGUGGGCCUGAUCAGCUUCUCUUAUGCCAACAACAUGGUGCGCGUGGGCAGCCUGGUGAUGUCCGUGCACGACGCCUCAGACUUCCUGCUGGAGGCUGCCAAAAUGGCCAACUACGCCAAGUAUCAGAGAGUGUGUGACUCCAUCUUCAUUGUGUUCAGUCUCGUGUUCUUCGUCACCAGGCUGAUCAUUUAUCCCAUAUGGGUGCUGAACUCCACCAUGUUCGAGAGCUGGGAGAUCGUGGGCCCGUACCCGUCCUGGUGGGUGUUUAACUUGUUGCUGCUGGUGCUUCAGGUUCUUCACAUCAUCUGGUGCUACCUCAUAUUACGCAUCGCUCUGAAGGCCAUCGCACGCGGAAAGGUGAGCAACGACGUGCGCAGUGACAUCGAGACCAGCUCAGAGGAGGAGGCCGACUCCAACGGCACCAACGGACACUGCACAAACUCCAUAAACUCAACUAUCACAUCACCGGGAGACACGAGGGAGAGCUAGUGUCUACUGCGCCCCCUGUAGGCCUGUUCUAGUCAUUAAACCCUCACCCACACGCCUUACACUGUGUCGGGGGACUGAAGAGCAGACACCGGCGACGGAGCAGCGGCAGACGUGAAAAAGGAAAAUACUUGCGGUUAGAGAUUGGUUUAUAAUUUACAAAACGGGAUGAUUUUGUGUGGCGUUCGGCUCCACGUGUUUUAAAAGUUCUCUCCCAGUUUUAUUGGUCAGAUGAACUUGAUUUUUUUAUUCUGUUCAAGGGAUAGUCCAGAUUUUUGUAUGAGGAGGUCUGUCAGAUACUGAAGUUUAAAGGCGCAUUGUGUAACUUUUCUGGUAGAGGGUCCACCACCUGAAUAUUCUACUGUAUGGCAUUUAAUUUCAUCUCCAGGGACACACGCGGGCCACAUCUCCAGGCCAAGUCACGUGUCAGAUCUGUGGAGAAGAGGACCAAAAAGUUACACAGUGCAUCUUUAAGGUCUGUGGUUAUUUUUGGAGAAGCAAAUAAGACCAAUGAAGUCGUCAGUGGAUCGCGACUACUCGGAAGGAUGGAAGUACCGUAAUUAACGCAGCAUAAUUCUUGUUUAAAUUACCUACUUUGGUUUUUACGUUUUUUUAAUUGUUUUAGAUUUUAUUUAAAUGACCUUUUAUUUUUUGGCUUUAAUUAAACGAAUGAUUGUUCUUGUUUGCUUCUCCAAAAUAUUUUAGUGAUGAGCUGCAGGACGUGGUGGAGCGUAACAAAGUAAAAGUAGGAAAGUGCUGUAUCUGUACUUAACUUGUGGAUACUUUUUACUUUUACUUCACUACAUUUGAGAGCUUGUAUCUGUGCUUUCUACUCAACUACAUUUUUGAACAAGACAAGAAAAGUAAAAGUGUUUUUUAUUAUUGUUUGAAACCUGCUGAAAAGCGUUUGAAGCUUUAUUAGAUCCCAAAAUCUGUGUGAAAUACUUUUACUUUUUACUCUUUAAGUAAAUUUUUGAACUGGUACUUCAAUACAUUUACCUAAGUAUGAAGUAUUAAGUAUUUUCAUGGGAUGCUUUUACUUUUAAUUGAGUCUUAUUUUGCUCCGGUAUCUGUACUUUUACUUAAAGGUGCACUAAAGGGUCUGAUACCUGCUUGAGUCCAUGUAGAUAUUUUGUUAGUUUUUUUCCUGGAAUUUAUCUGUCUCCAUGGAGAGGUCAGUUACAGGUCAGAUCUGUGGAGAAGCGGGCCCACUCAUGUUUUUAAUAUUUUUGCAGUAGUUUUGAGAAAUAAAAACACCUGUAAUCGAACAAAUACAAGAUAUAUUUGUUUAAAGCCAUACUGUGGAACAUUCUAAGCAAAGCAGCAUCACCAUGGAGACAAGCAGAUGGCCGACCCUCCACCAAAAAAGUUACGCAGUGCACCUUUAAGUAACAAAACUGAGUACUUCUUCCACCACUGGCUGCCACUAAGAUCAGGGUUCAUACAGUCAUGGAAAACCUGGAAAAAAGUCAGGGCAAAAUCUAAAUUUCAGGCCCUUGAAAAGUUUGGGAAUUUUGCUGGUUUUAGAAUAAUCCUGGAAUUUGUAUGAAACGUUUGGCUCCAAAAAGGAUACGUGUGAAAUAUGUACAAUUAUUUGAUCAGUUUCAAUCAGCCAAUAAAAGCACAACAUUGACUUUGAAGCAUGAGAACUCAAGGUCAUGGAAAACUGAGGAAUGGUUAUGGAAAAGUCCUGGAAAACCUUAAGUUAACAUCUGUACGAACCCUGUAACACGCUUUACAGUAUCUAUUAUUCCACCAGUGCAUAUAAAACACUGCACUAUCCCUUUAGUCCACACUAGAUCAGUUAGAGCUGCUACAGAGGUGCACUUGAGGCUUUUAUCGUCAGAGUAGGAAUAUUACUUUGUAUAUAUGUUCUAAUAAAUAAAUAAAUUAGUAAAUCUGACGUUUGGUCCAAAGUGCAAUGCGCUUUACAUGUUUUUGUUGACGGCAGCACGUUCGGCUCUUUGAUAUUUAUUGUGGAUUUAACUUGUGUUUUCACUUUGGUUUUACUGUUUUUUUUACUACUUCUGAAACCAAAAAAUAUUGAUGAAAUUGUACAUUGUCACUGCCUUUUGAGAUAUCCAGUUUGCGAGGACUGUGCUAAAUUGAAUAAAUGUUCUCAAUUGAGUGCCUUGUAAAUCAAUUUCAGAAUAUAUUCGUUUUGAAAAGUG
Messenger RNA from Boleophthalmus pectinirostris (great blue-spotted mudskipper), 3459 nucleotides. It is a transcript of the gene cers5, whose product is annotated as ceramide synthase 5. Bases 155 to 1291 code for a protein of 378 amino acids. Gene Ontology annotation, molecular function: DNA binding; sphingosine N-acyltransferase activity. Gene Ontology annotation, biological process: ceramide biosynthetic process. The transcript has 10 exons. NCBI's taxonomy places the organism in Eukaryota, Metazoa, Chordata, Actinopteri, Gobiiformes, Gobiidae. The record is from RefSeq and is a predicted model, not a curated record. Gene Ontology annotation, cellular component: membrane.